This is a messenger RNA of Poeciliopsis prolifica (blackstripe livebearer), 2294 nucleotides long. It is a transcript of the gene txlna, whose product is annotated as taxilin alpha. The coding region runs from base 140 to 1744 and encodes 534 amino acids. NCBI's taxonomy places the organism in Eukaryota, Metazoa, Chordata, Actinopteri, Cyprinodontiformes, Poeciliidae. The record is from RefSeq and is a predicted model, not a curated record. The transcript has 11 exons. Gene Ontology annotation, molecular function: syntaxin binding.
CUGUACGACGAAGAACAGAAAUCCAAAGUUAUGACCGGAAGUUAGAUUUUCCAACAAAACCUCAAGCUGGUAACGAAGCCUCGUUCUUCACAGAUAACGCUGGCAAGUUUCUCUCUGGAGUCUUCUAGUAAGAAACGACAUGAAAAAACAAGACGCGGAAGAGUCUCCCGGCAGUCCUGCUGGUGAGGAUUCCCCACCUACAGGUGAAGUCUCCGAGGCGGCUCCACCUGCGGCUCACGCGACUGCAGACGGCCCGGACAGCAACGGCCCCGACCGGGCCGAAUCACGAAGCCCACGCGCAAAAACCCCUCCACAAACCAAAGAGGGUGGCAGUGCAGUUGCAGAGUCUCAGUGUGACAUGGCGGAGGAGCUGAGCCGGCAGCUGGAGGACAUCCUGAGCACCUACUGCCGGGAAAGCCUCCAGGACGACGCUGGUGCCUUGCUCAACGGCCAGUCACACAGCCCGGUGCUCAACGGGUUGACUGGAGAGAAGGAAGACUACAAAUCCGAGGAGGGCAAAGUCAACGGUGCAGAGAAGGAGCAGCCGAAGAAGACUCAGGAGAAGAAGAAAGUGAAGGGUCUCGGCAAAGAGAUCACGCUCCUCAUGCAGACUCUGAACACUCUGAGCACGCCUGAGGAAAAACUGGCAGGCCUCUGCAAAAAGUAUGCCGACCUGGUGGAAGAGCAUCGUACCACCCAGAAACAGAUGAGGGUGCUGCAGAAGAAGCAGAGCCAGCUGGUGCAGGAGAAGGACAACCUGAGGAAUGAGCACAGCAAGGCCAUCCUGGCCCGCAGCAAGCUGGAGAGCCUCUGCAGAGAACUGCAGAGACACAACCGCACGCUCAAGGAGGAAGGGAUCCAGAGGACCCGACUGGAGGAGGAGAAGAGGAAGGAGGUGACGUCCCACUUCCAGGCGACGCUGAACGACAUCCAGGCUCAGAUGGAGCAGCACAACGAGAGGAACGCCAGCCUGCGGCAGGAGAACGCCGAGCUGGCCGAGAAACUCAAGAAGCUCUAUGAGCAGUACAAGCUGCGGGAGGAGCACAUAGACAAAGUGGUGAAGCACAAAGACCUGCAGCAGCAGCUGGUGGACGCCAAGCUGCACCAGGCGCAGGAGAUGCUGAAGGAGUCGGAAGAACACCACGACCGGGAGAAAGACUUUCUGCUGAAGGAAGCCGUGGAAUCUCAGAGGAUAUGCGAGUUGAUGAAGCAGCAAGAGGUUCACCUCAAACAGCAGCUGUCGCUGUACACGGAGAAGUUUGAGGAGUUCCAGACCACGCUGUCUAAGAGCAACGAAGUCUUCACCACCUUUAAGCAAGAGAUGGAAAAGAUGACUAAAAAGAUCAAGAAGCUGGAGAAGGAGACGGCGAUGUACCGCUCCAGGUGGGAGAGCAGCAACAAGGCUCUGCUGGAGAUGGCUGAGGAGAAAGCCGUGCGGGACCGGGACUUCGAGGCGCUUCAGGGUAAGGUCCAGCGGCUCGACAAGCUGCGGCGGGCGCUCAAAGUGGAACGAAACGAGCUGAAGAAGAAGGUCCAGAACCUGAACGGGGACAGCGGCGCCGGAGGGGCCCCCGCCUCCGACCCCGGGACCGACUCACCUUCCCCCCCUCCCACAGACUCUCUGCCGGAGCCCAGCAGCUGUCCCGUCGCAGACUCCACUUCCUGUCACUGCGGCCCGCGGCCGGACACGGAAGCCCCGCAGGAAGAGGUGGGGCCCCCACCGCCUGUUCCUGCGCUGGAAUGAAGCAGGGGCCACCCGCCGCUUCCUCCUUUCCCCCCUCCACAUUCAAACCACCAGCCUGCAAGCUGCGGCUCCUCUCCUGGAAUGACAACAGUCAGCUUCUAGCAGCGCGGUUAGCUCGUGUCUUUCCACUCUGAUGCGUCGACUCUCCAGACUCAGCAGUUCCUCUGAGAGGAUUGACAGUAGAAACUCGUGAUUCACUUCAAGCUUUAGGAAGUGAACAUGUGCAGCUGGUGUUAAUAUGCCGACUAGAGCAGGGCUUAAGGAGCUGUUUGGGUCAAACUGGUUGUUGGAGAGAAGAGGUUGUUAGCCUGUGUGGAAUGUGUUCAGGGUUUUGUCUUAGUGAUGGUGUAUGGAAAGGGUUACAUGAUUAAAGACACCACAUUGACUUACUUUUUAUUUGUGGGUCACAACAUCUCUAACCUGGAACAUGCUGAAGAUUCUAUAGAAUUAAUAAGGGAAAUUUCAUGGGUUCUUUUUCUUUCUGGGCACUUACAUUUUUACUUUUCUUUCUGGGAAGCUCUGGAUGCUGCAUUCUGUUGCUGUUUUUUUU